This is a messenger RNA of Scylla paramamosain (green mud crab), 3047 nucleotides long. Its product is annotated as glycoprotein-N-acetylgalactosamine 3-beta-galactosyltransferase 1-like. Gene Ontology annotation, molecular function: N-acetylgalactosaminide beta-1,3-galactosyltransferase activity. NCBI's taxonomy places the organism in Eukaryota, Metazoa, Arthropoda, Malacostraca, Decapoda, Portunidae. The transcript has 8 exons. Gene Ontology annotation, cellular component: membrane. The coding region runs from base 417 to 1502 and encodes 361 amino acids. The record is from RefSeq and is a predicted model, not a curated record.
UGGGCAAGGAAGGGCGGGAGUGGGCUGGGCAGAAUAGUCUUGCCAUUACCCAACAGCCUAAUGAACAGGUAUGAGAGGCGGUACCGUUGAGCGUCUCUGGCUGGCAAUAACCAUAACUGUACGAUAACUAGUGACGUGAGGCGCGGAGUAUACAUUUUACACAAGGGUAUUAUCAUCACAAGCAGGAAGUGUUGAGGGAAUGGGAAGCGACGUGCGUAGAGGUUCGCGGCUCGCCCCGGCGUCACCCUUCCCUCCACCGCCCAUGACAGAGCUGUGCAGUGGCGCGCUGGAGUUGCCGCGAGCUACUUCUAACGGCGCUGGAGCUGGUUUAUCACCUUGCUGAAUGGGAUCUGUUUAACGGCAUUCCUCUGGACCAAACCCUUGCCUUCUGAGCUAGAGCGGCAGGGUGUAGCGUCAUGGGCAGGCGCGUGCUGCUGAUAUCCUGUGUUCGUACUGUUGCGACCUUCCUCCUCGGGUUCGCCAUCGGGGCUGUCUUCAAUUUGCUAUUCAGUGCCUCUUUGCCGCUCUCUCUCAACUCACCGCCUGCCCCUGGCCCUUGGGAGGCGGGUAUCCAGGAUGUGAUGCAGGGAGAGACUGGACGCGUGCAGGAAACACUUGACAGGCAGCAGAUACUACCACAACUACCACCAUUGCUGCAACUCGGAGAGGCUCCCGAGUCUCCCCGUGUGCUGUGCUACGUCCUGGUGGGGCCAAGCACUCACCGCACCGCCGUCCACGUGAAGAACACCUGGGGGCAGAGAUGUGACCGCCUCGUCUUCUUCAGUACAGCAAAUGAUACAAGCCUUAAGCCAGACGUGUUGGAUGUACCUGAGGGCUAUGGGUACCUGUGGGCGAAAACGAAAGCUGGACUAACUUACCUGCAUGAAAACUACCCGGAUUAUCACUGGUACCUGAAGGCUGAUGAUGAUACCUAUGUUAUCAUCGAGAAUCUUCGCUACUUCCUCCAAGAACGUGAUCCGAACCUGCCUGUGUAUUAUGGAGUCAAGUUUCGGCGUUUUGUGAAACAGGGGUACAUGUCGGGCGGCGGUGGGUACGUGCUGAGUCGAGAGGCCCUGCGCAGGUUCGUGACGGAAGCCCUGGCAAUCACUGACCAGGCUAAGUGCGCCACCAGGUCCGCGAAAGGCUCCGAGGAUCUGCAGCUGGGCCAGUGUUUGGAGAGCGUCGGGGUGGCGGCGGGGGACAGUCUGGACGAGAUGGGACGCUCUAGAUUCUUCUCCCACGGCCCGCAGUCUUUGUUCUUCAAGCAGCCUCUCAUCAACAGGCUGCACUGGUACUGGCACUACAUCUGGCACCCACACACUGUGGGGCCAGAUUGCUGUAGCCGCCACAUCAUCUCCUUCCACAACAUUGACCCUCGCAUGAUGUGGGUACUGGAGACGUUACUGUAUCGCCUGCACAUACACAGGGACCUUCAGCCUCCGGGCCUCAAUACAUCCACUUCCUCGUUGCCUCCCCCCGUCACAUCCACCCCUACAUCAUGAGUUCCUAUCCCAUCACCAUUAACUCGUAGAAUCUCGGUUAGAGUGACUUUUCAGUGACAUUCCAUUCCAUUCCAUUGUUGGUCUGAGAUUGUUAACUUUAGAGGUCCAGAUUCUGAAAUAAUGUGUUGGGGCCUUACGAACAUAAGAACACAAGGGAAGCUGCAGGAAGCCUUCAGACCUACACGUGGCAGUCCCAUUAUGAGACGUACCUUGUAAACUUUAGAGGUCCGAAUUCUGAAAUGUUUUAAGGCCUUACGAACAUAAGAACACAAGGGAAGCUGCAGGAAGCCUUCAGACCUACACGUGGCAGUCUAUUUACGAAACAUAUCUACUUAUUUCCACCUGUCGCCCAUAUCCACAAAUUUGUCUAAUCUUUUAAAGUUUUAACGUGCGACAAACUCUAGUGGAAGUUAUUACGGAUUUCUCGAGCGUGUUUUCGUGAUUUUACUCAGUUUAACGAGGACUGCAUCACCAGGGAAAGAAAAAAAAAAUGAAAAAUGGUCUAAUACUCUCUGUGACCUUUGAAAAUCAUCUGUUGUGAAAUAAUGAACUAUUUUGCGAGGUUUUCAAUUAUGUUUUCGUUUAACAAGAACUGUGCAUCAAGGAGAGAAAACAUCCAUAAAAACUGGACUAAUAAUCUCUUAAGGCCUUUGAUAAUCGUCUAUUAUGAGAUUGAAGUGUAUUAGAAAACGUGCCUUUGCAAGCUACAUAUAUAAACCACCACGUGUGCUAAUUGUGAUGGAAUUCGUGUUAGUUGUGAAAUAUUUUAUCUCAGUGUUGAGCGCGUAUACGUAUAACAGAUAAGAGAGACUAGUAGAAUAGAAUGUGUGAAUGUAUUUGUUUGCGUACUGUGUGUGCUACUGACCUGAUUUAUGAUUUUUGUAAUGCUAGUGUGGAUCAUAAAGAUAAGUUACCCUAGUUAUUUUUGUGGUGAGUUAUGCUGGAUUAAAUUAGGUUAAGUUAGAGUAUUUGAUAUAAUCUAGCUUAAUUCGACCAAAACAUAUAAAUCUAUCUUAUCUAGCUUAACAUACCAUAACUUCAUCCAACUUAAAUUGAUCCAUCUUGUUCCAACUUAACUAAACACAUCUAACCCAACUCAACUUUUCCUAACUGCACUCAUAACCCCUCCUAACUUAACUAACCUAUCCUGACCAAUCCUAACCAUAAUUAAACUAAACCGUACAUUAACCGACCCCCCAAAAAAUAACUGGAGACGAAUAUCAGUAAUACCCAGUUUCUCAAUAUAAAACGAAACAAAAAUAUGGUGAAUGCAUCACUUUAAUAAAUGCAUUAUUUUUGGAACAACGUUUUCUUUUACGUACGUUGUUUCCUAUUACGCGAAUUUUUGUAACGCGGUCUUAUUUUUUUUAUUUUCUUCUAAUGUUUGAAUGAAACGCGAGUGGAGAAUUUUGUAACGCUAUUUUCGUCAAACUCGGUCUUUCUUUUUUUGUAUAACUGAGCGGAAGGCGAGUGGAGAGUCUUGAGGUGCCGUGCCCUUGUUUACACGUGGGAGGUGAAGCCCUUGCAUAAAGAUGAAAGAACCUA